This is a messenger RNA of Kogia breviceps (pygmy sperm whale), 1772 nucleotides long. NCBI's taxonomy places the organism in Eukaryota, Metazoa, Chordata, Mammalia, Artiodactyla, Physeteridae. The record is from RefSeq and is a predicted model, not a curated record.
GGUCAGCUGAUGAAGGCAGGAGCUGGAGAACCCAGAAGCCGGGCUGUGGGGAGGCUCUAGACUUGAGCUGUCGCCUGCCUCAGCACACCGGCUUCCUCCCUCCCUCCCUCCGAAGCCAUGGUCUGGAGGAAGCUGGGCUCCAGCAACUUCUCCAGCUGCCCCAAUGGCUCCAGCCAGUGGAUAUGGGACGUGUUUGGCGAGUGUGCCCAGGAUGGCUGGGACAAGGCCAGCGUGGGCCUGGGCUUGAUCUCCAUUCUCUGCUUUGCUGCAUCCACCCUCCCCCAGUACAUCAAGGCCUGCAAGACGGGCAUCAUGGACCAGGCCCUGUCUCUGUGGUUCCUCCUGGGCUGGAUCGGCGGAGACUCCUGCAAUCUCAUUGGCUCCUUCCUUGCUGACCAGCUGCCCCUGCAGACCUACACAGCCGUGUAUUACGUCUUAGCCGACGUGCUGAUGCUGUCGCUGUACUUCCAUUACAAGUUUAAGAAACGCCCCUGUGUGUCCCUUCACGCAGCAGGAAAUCAUUGGCUUCGUAAUCGGCUCCGUGUCCAGCAUGCUGUACCUGCUCUCCCGGCUGCCUCAGAUCCGCACCAAUUUCCUGCGGAAGUCGACACAGGGGAUCUCCUACUCGCUGUUCGCCUUGGUGAUGCUGGGGAACACGCUGUAUGGGCUGAGCGUGCUGCUCAAAAACCCCGAGGUAGGCCAGGGCGAGGGCAGCUAUGUGCUGCACCACCUGCCCUGGCUCGUGGGCAGCCUGGGCGUCCUGCUGCUCGACACCAUCGUAUCCUUCAGGUUCCUGAUAUACAGGGAUGCCGCCACCUCAUCAGAGCGCCAGCCACUCCUCCCCAGCUGAGCAGGACCCAGGCCAAGCCCAGGAUGACAGGGACCUGCAGAUGCCACACUCAGGAAGGGAGAAGGGCCGCCAUCACUGUGGGCAGUGAUGGUGCUGGGCUGGGCUGGGCCGUGGAGGAAGCUGGGGGUGCCUAGAACCCCUGGCCCGACCGCCUACCCCCAACACCUCCGAAACCUCGUGAGCUGACCCUUCGGAAGCCCUGACUGAUGGACUCUUCCAGGAGCAGGUCAGCCCCCAGGGCCAGCCCACCCGGCCUUGGGAUUCACCCCCAGGCUCUGAGGCAACUGUCCCUGGAGCCUGAAGGGAGGGGCCGCAGCCGAGACCUCGCGUCUCAGAAGACAGUGCGGCUGCCCCUCGGCUCACCUACCUCGUUCUGCCUGCUUCCCCCACGCAACCGCCUGGGGAGGAGCCCAGCUCAGCCUGGUGCACCCUGGACUAUACUGUCGACUGCAGAUGGCCUAGUAAACGGUACUCCCAGGGAGGCCUGUUCUGGAGCUCCUUCCCCGAGGUGCUCCAGGGCUCUGGGCUGCUCUGGGGAACAGAGAUGGAUGGGGAUCGGGAUCCCACCUGCAGGUCCCAGGUGGGGGCCUAAGGGCUCAGGAUGUGGGAGAGCCAAGUCAGAGGGGACUGUGUCUGCUGGCCCACCCUGCCCAGCCUCUUGGGCCUCCGGUUUCUUCAACCUGCUUCUCUAUGACAGGCUCCACACCUGGUGGUGGGGACACAGCAGUGAGAAAGACACUCCUCCAAGAGGAUCCCUGCUCCGCGGUGCUCAGCAAGAAGCGGAAUGGUUAAGGUUCAGACUUUGGUUCUGCAUCUCAACUUCUCUGUGCCACAGUUACCUCAUCUGUGCAAUGGGGUGACAGUAUUACCACUUCAUACGUCCUUCUAGGGAUUAAAUAAAAUGGUGUGAUUAUGGGUGUUA